AUGAACGUAUAUGAUCUAGAUGAUUUUGUUGAAAUUACUGAAGUUAAUUUAAAUAAAAGUGAAGAAAAUACUAAUUUAAGUGAAGAAUUAAAUUUAUUAUUAAAUAAUAUUCUAAAUUUAGAUAAAUUUGAAAAUGAAUUUGAAGAAGAUGAUCUUAGUAUGGAUGAAGAUUAUUAUGAUGAAUAUAGAGAAGAAACUUCUUUAGCAAAUCAAUUACAAGAAGAUAUUGAUUGGAAUCCAAUUGAAGAA
Molecule: messenger RNA, 249 nt
Organism: Scutellospora calospora
Lineage: Eukaryota; Fungi; Glomeromycota; Glomeromycetes; Diversisporales; Gigasporaceae
Source: the annotation of a GenBank genome assembly